AUGGUAUUUCGCGGCAAACCAUCAAAAGCCUGCCAACGCUGCCGUGACCGGAAGCUCCGCUGCGAUCUCCGAAGAUCAGGCUGUAGCCCAUGUCUGCGAGUAGGCGCUCAAUGCGCCGGAUACCGCGACACCUCGACUCUCCGAAUAACCGACCAAACUCAGACAGUACAAGCAAAAGCGCUCUCAAAAGCGGCCAACCCAAAACAUUCGCAUUUGCCGCCAUCUACGCCAAGAUCAUAUGCUCUAUCCCUUGAAGUCCAAGCCCGGAACUUAUUCUUCGCAUACUACAUCGCCGACUUUAGUAGAACCUGGGAUUUCUUAUAUCCCUUCUUUUCCUCAGCCUCCACGCCCGAACACCUGAGUCUCAGCAUCGACGCAGUCAGCCUAGCAUUUCUCUCACACCAGGUAUACUCGUCAUCCGCACUCGCCCUUUCAAGACAAAAGUACGUCUCCGCGCUACGGAAAACAAACACCGCGCUUCAAUGUCCGAACACCGCUCGCAAAGCCACCACACUUGAUGCAUCCCUGCUCCUCGAUUUGUUUGAAAACAUGACGAAUUCUGGGAUAGGAUUCCAUGAUACGAAUCGUGCGCAUGUGAACGGCGCGCUGGCACUGGUGAAGUUAAGAGGUUUGGGAGAUUUUACGGAUACGGCGGAUGUCAGGGCGUUGAUUCGGUUAAUUUUGAAUCAUAUCAUUAGUUGUGUGAGUAAAUCUGAUCCGGUUCCGAAGGAAAUUCCAAAGAUUUUGGAGUAUGCGGCGCGGUUGAUGGACCCGAUGGGUCCGAAAUGGAGGCUGAGUGGGUUGAUGAUUGAGUAUACGAAUUUAGUGUCAGAGAUGAAUAAAGAGGGGCUAGGUGAUGCGGAAUCUGUGGAGAGGUGUGUAAAUUUGGAUGCGAGGUACGAGGAGUUGGCCAGGAAUAUGCCACCGAAUUGGAUGUUUGAGAAGAUGAAGGCGGAGCCGAAGAGUGAACGAUAUUUUGGGGAGUGGUGGAAUCGGUAUCCGAAUCGGACAUUGACGCAGACGUGGAAUGUCCUGAGACUAGCGAGGAUUUUGCUUUGCGAGGAGAUCGUGGAAAGACUUGGGGGAGAAAGCGACGAUGCGUCUGUCCUCGAGACUCAGCGGGCGAAGACGGUUAUCGAAACCAUGACUAACGAGAUUUGUGCCUCCGUUCCGCAAAUGACGGAUUGCAACUUCGCAGCCAAGCACAAACUUCCUCCACCAGGAUAUCCCCCCUCCGAAAGCACUAUCGCUUCCACCCAGCACUUACAUACUCCAUCCCACUACUUGGAUGCCUACAUUAUGAUAUACGCCUUGUAUGUCGCGGCAUGGUCUCGCCAUUGCCCUCCAAUUACUCGAAUCUGGAUCGUUAGAGAACUCGACCACAUCGCCUCACACUUCAGAAUCAAAGAAGCAGCUCUUGUUCGGGAUAUCCUGGUAGAGGAGAAGGAGGCAAGGGUCGGUCCUUGGGAGGUGUAUCGUUUAUUGGGUAGUUAUGCGUUUGCCGCUUGA
Messenger RNA from Lindgomyces ingoldianus, 1509 nucleotides. RefSeq names its product putative C6 transcription factor. The transcript has 2 exons. The record is from RefSeq and is a predicted model, not a curated record. Bases 1 to 1509 code for a protein of 502 amino acids. Gene Ontology annotation, biological process: regulation of DNA-templated transcription. Gene Ontology annotation, molecular function: zinc ion binding; DNA-binding transcription factor activity, RNA polymerase II-specific. Lineage: Eukaryota; Fungi; Ascomycota; Dothideomycetes; Pleosporales; Lindgomycetaceae.